UGAUCCUUCAUCAGAAGCUCACUUUGGAACUGUUGACAGCAGAUUCAUAUAAAGAUGGAAACAGUAACAAGUAGAGGAAUACCUUUAAGCUCGAUCAGUCCACGGUACUUGCACACAAACUCCACUAGCCACACCUGGCCCUUCAGUGCUAUAGCAGAACUGAUCGACAAUGCUUAUGACCCAGAUGUCAGUGCAGAACAACUCUGGAUUGAUAAAUCAGUGAUCAAAGACCAGGACUGCCUCAUCUUCAUGGAUAAUGGAAAUGGCAUGGAUUGUGACAAGAUGCACAAAAUGCUCAGUUUUGGCUUCAGUGAUAAGCAGACAAUAAAAGGCCAUGUUCCGGUGGGUCUUUAUGGUAACGGUUUUAAGUCGGGCUCCAUGCGCUUGGGGAAGGAUGCCAUCGUGUUCUCAAAGAAAGACGACACCAUGUGUGUGGGUCUCCUGUCACAGACUUACCUCAAGAAGAUAAAAACACAGAAUGUCCUAGUGCCUACUGUCAUGUUCACCAACACCGGACAGACUGUCAGUGCUUCACCGGAGCAUGCAGAGUGUCUUCAUGAUAUCCUGACACAUUCUCUGUUUAACACCAAGGAAGAACUGCUGUCUGAGUUCAGUGUCAUUGACGGAUUGUGCACCAACUCAAGCGGAACCCGCAUCAUCAUCUGGAACCUACGCAGAACACCUUCAGAAGAAUUAGAAUUUGAUUUCAUGAAGAACCGUCACGACAUCCGGAUCCCUGUUGAUGUGUACGGGAGAACCGGGGAGACAAACAAGCGGCAGGCAGCAGGUGGUGUGUCAGUGCCUGAGAGUGAAUAUUCACUGCGGGCAUACUGCAGUAUCUUGUACCUGAAGCCAAGAAUGCAGAUUAUCAUUCAAGGGAAGAAGGUGGAAACUCAGUUUCUCACUAAGAGUCUAGCAAACAUCUGGACGGACACAUACAAACCUGAUUCUGUUAAUAAGGCAAUAACAAUCAGAUUUGGCUACAACACCAAGAGCAGAGAGCACUACGGAUUGAUGAUGUACCACAACAACCGUCUCAUCAAAGCCUAUGAGCGUGUCGCCUGUCAGCGCAAGGCUGACGGAAGAGCAGUGGGAGUUAUCGGGGUAAUUGAGUGUAACCACCUCACACCAGUUCACAACAAGCAGGACUUUGAUAAUACUGAAGACUACAGGAAAACCUUAAAGAAUGUAGGUAAUAAGCUCGAGGAAUAUUGGAAGCAACAGGUAUAUGUAUAUGAGCUUAAAGCUAACUUCACUGAGGAUACUGUGCCAGAUCAAAGCUGUAUUCAGUGUGAUAAUUGUCUGAAGUGGCGAAAACUUCCAGAUGGCAUUGAUCCUAAAAUGCUCCCUAAGAAGUGGUUCUGCCACAUGAACUCUGACCCUCAAUUCAGGAGUUGUACAGAUGAAGAAGAGCCUGAGGUUUAUGAUUAUGAACAACCCAGAAACCAGAAAACCUACAAACAACGUGAGCGAAACCAGAAGUUGCAGCAGGAGAACAUGAAGCAGAGUCAGAUGGGUUUCAGAGCCUCGCCGAUCUGGGUGAGCCGCUACCAAGGCAGCCAGCCGGCUCAGUCUGGGUCUCUGCCGGACUUUGGAGCUCGCAGCGCGACUCCUCUUUCCUCUAUGGAAAGCCAAAACACCAUCUCUGACACCAAAGAGCCACAGAGGCCGUCUAGUCCCAAGUCAUCCUACCAAAAGAAACCCAGCUCUGCCCUUAUUUCCUCUUCUCACACAGGGGCAGGCUCCAGACCUUCUGUUAACACUUUAGUUGACACUCAGCUCCCUUCUACUCCUGCAAGGCAGAAGAGAGCCCUGGACUCAAAUCAAGAGAAUCCAGAUAAAAAGAAAGCCAGAAGAAUAAAUUCUGGUCACAUUCCAGAUAGUCUGCCAACAUCCACAGUCUCAUCUGAGACUUUUUGUUCACCUGCCAUGUUCCCCCCUGAUAGUGGUGCUAAUGAAGCAGAAAGGAAGGAUGUUGAAAAAGUACUGAAGGAUGAUGGUAAUGGUGUGAUUGACAAGAGUACAGUGAUGAAGCAGCAGAGCAAUGAAAUCACACAGCCCACCUUUGAAAUUAAGUACCUGCAGGCCAUGCAGAAAAUAAAGCAGCUCCAAUCUCUGGUGAGAGACCAAGAAAAAGAACAAGACUAG
This is a messenger RNA of Ictalurus furcatus (blue catfish), 2148 nucleotides long. Its product is annotated as MORC family CW-type zinc finger protein 3-like. Lineage: Eukaryota; Metazoa; Chordata; Actinopteri; Siluriformes; Ictaluridae. The record is from RefSeq and is a predicted model, not a curated record. The transcript is spliced from 18 exons. The coding region runs from base 55 to 2148 and encodes 697 amino acids. Gene Ontology annotation, cellular component: nucleus; PML body. Gene Ontology annotation, molecular function: zinc ion binding; ATP hydrolysis activity.